Molecule: messenger RNA, 2575 nt
Organism: Aspergillus candidus
Lineage: Eukaryota; Fungi; Ascomycota; Eurotiomycetes; Eurotiales; Aspergillaceae
Exons: 1
Coding region: 153-2375 (740 amino acids)
Source: RefSeq, a predicted model, not a curated record
GUUUUAUUGUCAAUCGAGGAAUCUACCCCUACAUUCCCGAGCUUCCAUGUGUGACAGCCCGGACGUGAUUCGGGAUCUCGAUACAUUCAUUUGAAUACCCCUCGCUCUGCGUGUGACAUAUAUAAAGCCUGGAAGGGUGUAAGCAAGUACCGAUGGAUGACUCUGCGCAUGGGUCCCGGUGGAUGGAAUCGGGAGAUCUGUCCAGCAGCCCCUACCAGCCCGACGAACCGGCCCCGGCGUCUCCGACAUUAGCGAUUGCGAAAUAUAUACCGGGUCGAUCGUUUCACCACGACGAGUUAGACGGUGAGAACGGGCAGUUGUUCGUGCAGGAUUGCGGAUAUCAGUCGUCGGCUUCCUCGACACAAUACUCGAGUGACAUACUGAGCGGGAGCCCGGAUGAGGGAGAUCAGGCAGGUGGUGUGCAUUCGAGGGCCUCGAGCCGAUCUUCUAUUUCCUCGCUCCCAGCCUCGGUGCUGACACAACCACCGGAUCGCAUCAAAACGUUCAACAAAGACGGAACACACGAUCACAUAGCCCUUCAUCCCUGGGAUGACGAGUUCAACCACACCAGCUACGACAAGAUGGACUCGCCCUUCAAGAGCAUCAACGCCAUCCGACGCCGCGAAACAGCAUUCCGCAAGCCCAGCUCGGUGCGAGCCAUGCAGAUGCACACCGAAGACGAAGGCGACGAUGACUUUCUGACACCCCCGAGGCGCCGAGCUGGCGCUCGUCUCUCCGACAUCUCCAUGCGAUCUGCGGGCUCGUCUCCGAUCAAGCGGUCACCGUACUACUCGCCCAGUGGGUCCGCAAGCAAACCCAAGCCCAAGAAGGAAUACCCGCUCGUUCUUCUCCACUGCACCUUGUUGCCGCCGUCGCUCCCUAUCUCGGGCUUUACGGACACGCCUGAUCAGAAGCUAUUGAGGGAGGUACUUCCGGGGGAGUACUGGCGGCGGUGGAAACUUUUGCAGGAGAAGGUCGGUUCGGGGGUGCUUCGCGACCGGGGUGUGCUUAUAUCUCAUCCGGAGGAUAUGUACGACCUGCUUGAGGAUCGGUUAUUGGAGAGUCUGGAGCUGCAGCGACCGCGGCUUGACCAUGGUCACUUUCUAGGUCGAGACGAGGCUGAGUCCGAGGAAGAGACACUUCACGGCGAGGAAAGCGCCACAGACGACGAGCAAGGAGAACCGUGUCCAGACUGUGGGGGCCGAGUAGUCCGCCACCGAGACACUGGACGCAAGUGGGAGAUCAAAGUCUUCGCAGCGAAUGGCCUCAUGCGGGCCGGGGCUUGGGCUGCAGCUUGGAGGGAGAUGGAGAAGGUGGAUGUGGAAGUUGGACUUUGGCUCCCGUCGGAGGUGCGGAGGGAGCUUGAGAGAAGACUGCUCGAGAAUGAGAUAUAUCAAAUGGAGAGCCGCCCGCCUGCACCUCAAUUACGAGGACCUUUACGCGAGUCGGAGCCGACCUUUGAGCAGGAACCGAUCGCCACCGUGCAUCACGAACCACACUCGAUGAGCCUCGACACAGAGAAGCGGAGAUUGCCCAUUCUGGAUUCGGAGACGCCACCAGACCGCAGUCCAUCGCCGAGCGAUCAUAUUUCCAGUCAAUAUUAUUCUACACCUCCGGCAGAGAUCGACCUCAACACGCUGCUGGUGAAUUAUCUCCGGGUGUUGGCCAGCGAUCCGCGCAAUGUCGUCCUGGCUUUUCUUGCUAUUCUUGUCGCUUUCCUGGUAACUGGUUCCAGAUCUGGAGCUCCCAGCACCAGCACUGAAGUACAACCGUCCGCUUCGGACAUGGUUUAUCAUGCUUCUAUGCAGACUGUGUCACUGGAGCAUUAUUCCUCUGUAGUCGGGCCGGGCUCUGCAUAUUCUUCCGAAUCUCCGGGUAUGGAGGACCUGGAUGGAUCAGAAUUGGAGCUGCAUGCCUCUGUUCCUCUUUCUCCUACGUCGGUUUCUCAAAAAGACUACCACAAUGACUCUCAGGUCGAGUCCCAAAAUGAUUCACAGACCGAAUUUCAGACCGGUUAUCAAAACGAUUCCCCAAACGAUUCCCCGAACGAGCCCCAGUUCGAGUCCCAUUUCGAGUCCCAAAAUAAUUUGCCGGCGCGAGCUGCGACAUCUAUCUCCGCAGAUAUGAUCCGUCCGAUGAGCACACCCAAAUCUGUGGUUAAAUAUGACUUGGAUUCCGAGCCCGAGACUGAUCUCCCACUUGCCGAGGAGAGCGCAGAUACAUAUGCACCACCAGAUCCUUUGACACAACCCAACGAUCCUGCACGCACCGUGACGGAUGCCGCUGUUAAUGCAGCGGAGGUGGUCGAAUUAAUGGACCUGGACCUUGCAGCUGCAGCUGCCUAUGCCCAAUGUCCGGUAUUCCAUAACCUGUAACUGAUUCAACAAUGAUCAUGCAUAGGUACGGAGAAAUACGAUUGAUGACUGAUGAGAUCUAUCCCUUUUCAUUGAACGGUUUGGCUAUUGCUUUUCCAGUUAAUAAUGUGUUGUUUAAGCUUUUAUUCGAUUUUCUAUGAUGGCAUGGUGGGGGUUUAUAUCGCCGUGGACGUGUUAUGUUACACAUUGCAAACUAGCGC